AUGAAAAAAACAAACUUGGACGAGUCGAUUGAAAAAUUUUGGAAGCGCGAAUCGUUUGGAACCGGAGACGAAGCCUGUUGCUCAGAUGAUGCAACCUGCGUUGACUUCUUCAACGCUACGACUCGCUAUAACGAACGCGAAAAACGUUACUACACACGUUUGCCAUUCAAAGUUGAAAAAAGCUGUCUGCCAGAUAACUUCAAUCAUAGUCUAGCAUGCCUACGAUCCAACUGGAAGGCACUCACCAAGAAAUCUGAGUACCUCGACAGAUACAACGACAUCAUUCAAGAUCAGCUCCAAAAAGGCAUCAUUGGAGAACUCCCUCCUUCCCAAACAACACAGCCGGGCACAUUUCUGUCACACCAUGCCGUCAUCAACGAAUCCAAAAAGCAGACUAAAAUUCGCCUCGUUUAUAACGGCAGUGCAAGAGUACGAAACGCUCCGAGCCUCAACGAUUGUCUCUACAGAGGACCUGUGUUGCUGCCCGAUUUAAGCGGAAUUCUGCUCAAAAUACGUCUCACUCUCAUCCUACUCACAGGCGACAUCGAAAAAGCAUAUCUCAUGGUUGGACUACAAGAAUGUGACCGACCAUCCACAAAAUUCCUUUGCAACAAUUCAUUUACAUUUAACGGAGACAGCAACACCCUUAUCACAAGAAAUUUUGGAAUCCUGUUAUGUGACAACAUCUUCCUUUCUGCAUCAUCAGUGGACGAGGCCAUGCAAAAAUACAUCGAAACAAAAAAGCUCUUCACGCUCGCUGGUAUGAAUGUUCGCGAAUGGACCUCUUCCUACUCUCAAAUAAACGCUACCCUCCAGCCACUCGAACACGCGCCUGUGGAUCGAAUUACGAAACUUCUUGGACUAACGUGCAACAUCGUCGCCGAUACUCUUUCCAACCGCGUACCCUUUUUACAGCACCAAAUGGAUCACCCCACGAAGCGAUCCGUACUUAAGAUCAUAGCUUCCAUCUACGAUUCGCUUGGUUUUAUCGCACCGGUGACGGUAGUCGCGAAGAUGUUCUUGCAGAGUCUUUGGAAAAAGCAGUUACAAUGUUACGAACGUCUUCCCGAAGAUAAACAAAAAAAAUGGACCAGUAUUACAUCCUCCUGGACUCAACCGUAUCUCGAACUCCCCCGCAGAAUCGUUUCUUCUGAAUUCGAUUGGCAAUCUUCCCAAAUUCAUAUUUUCACCGACUGGUCAUGUCAAGCCUACUGUGAAGUCGCUUAUUUAAGAUUGGCAACUUCACGCCAAGUUGAAACGAAGCUGUUAAUGGGAAGAACUCGACUAUGGCCGCUUCAUAACACAGUCACCAUUCCACGAUUUGAACUCAGUGUCCUCACACUCGGCUCUUCUCUCAUGCGCCAUCUUACGCAUGAACUGAAAAUCACCUUCCAUCAACUCUAUGGUCAGACUCUAAAACUGCUGUUCAGUGGGCAAAGACGACAUCAAGCCUCCCAGUAUACGUACAAAACCAUGUCAAAGACAUCAAAAAGAACGCUCCCAAUGCGAUCCUCCGGUAUGUACCCACGAAUUACAACCCCGCUGAUCUAA
Molecule: messenger RNA, 1551 nt
Organism: Necator americanus (New World hookworm)
Lineage: Eukaryota; Metazoa; Nematoda; Chromadorea; Rhabditida; Ancylostomatidae
Exons: 2
Coding region: 1-1551 (516 amino acids)
Source: RefSeq, a predicted model, not a curated record